AUGGAAAAAGCGUGGCACCGCGCGAACUUCGUCUUGCGACAACAUCCACCAUGUCGGCCUGCUCUCGGGGCGCGCUGUCUAGGAACCUACGGCUUGGUGUUCUGCGACUUAAUCCAAGAUAUCCUCGUCAACCAGCGCUCACAAUACCCUCGUUUCGCAUCACACCCCCAACCGCAAACUCCAUCACGCGCCACGGCCUACACACCCUCGCCUCUUUUCUACUACGCGCUUUCAACGACAAGCUGCUAUCGAAAACUUGACGGAUGUUCUACCAGGUGUGGCGCUUUUUCACAAACCGUUGAGCCAGAUGAACCGGGCUACUAUGGUGCGAGCCGGAAGCAAACUCGGAAACUCCUCGCCUCUAGACAACAAGCAAUUGAAGAACGGAGUACAGAGCUAGGAUUCGAAGGAAUAUCGACUAUUCAAGAUAGUGUUUCUGUGGAUGAUUCCCAUGGGAAGGAGGAGAUGGUGGCCCCUCGGCCUAUCCAAGAAGGUGCUCUAUUGGAGGAGGCCGAAAAUCCGGACACGCCGUCUCUAGAAUCGCCAACCCGAACUACCCAUGUUUGUGAUCGAUGCCAUGAUCUCAUCCACCAUAAUAAAGCAAUUGCCGCGCCCAAACCAGAUACUCUUGCGAUACGAGAAUACUUGAAGGAAUCCCCCUAUAAAGACAAUCGUGUCUACCAUGUCAUCGAUGCCGCCGACUUCCCCAUGUCCCUGAUUCCACGAGUUCACGACGCACUGUCAGUUAAGGGCCAGCGCUCAUUAAACCGACGUGCCUCACACGAAAAGUACCACGGUGGUCAAAAACUGCCUAGUCUCAGUUUUAUAAUCACACGCUCGGACUUGCUAGCAGCAACAAAAGAGCAGGUGGAUUCGAAGAUGGAGUAUGUCCGCAAUCAACUUCGUACUGCUCUUGGAAGAGCAGGGAGGGAUGUUCGAUUAGGCAAUAUCCACAUGGUUAGUGCGCAUCGCGGAUGGUGGACAAAGCAGGUUAAGGAAGAAAUUCGACAACAUGGCGGUGGCAUUUGGGUUGUUGGAAAGGCAAAUGUAGGAAAGAGCAGCUUCAUUGAAGCUUGUUUUCCCAAGGACCAGCGAACCAUGGAAAACAUGGCCCAAUGGAUUGAAGAGCAACGAGAGAGCGCCGAAGUCCCGAACCAGCGACAGGCAUAUCUACACGAUCCAAACAGCAUUUUACCCCCUGCGCCCCGUGAAGACCAAUUCCCUGUCCUUCCGGUCGUGUCUUCUAUGCCAGGAACAACGGUCUCGCCUAUUCGCAUUCCAUUCGGCCGUGGGAAAGGCGAGGUUAUUGACCUCCCAGGUAUGCAGCGUGGCCAGCUCGAGGACUUCGUUCGAGAUGAACAUAAACGUGAUUUGAUCAUGACCAAGCGAGUAAAACCUCAACGCUGUACGGUCAAACCCGGUCAAUCACUUCUGCUUGGUGGUGGGCUCAUACGACUCACCCCCGUGAACCCGGAUCACACACUUCUUGCUGCUUGUUUCAUUCCCAUUGAAACCCAUCUUACGAAGACUGAGAAGGCAAUUGAGAUUCAAACCGAGCAACGAGCGUACCCCGGUACAGUUCUGAUGAGUGAAGGAACUGGUAGCACCAUGAAAUCAGCUGGGAAAUUCGAUUUGAAGUGGGAUAUUACUCGUUCAAAUCUUCCCACGUCCGUUGCCAAGGCAGUAAAGGAUCGCAAAAUUCCUAUUCCCCAGCUGCCAUAUCAGGUUUUGUCUGCCGAUAUCCUGGUGGAGGGCUGUGGUUGGAUCGAGGUCAGCGUGCAGGUUCGCGCCAAACGCAAUGCCGAAGAGCCGCCCAUUUAUCCCCAAGUCGAGGUAUUUACCCCGAAUGGCAAACAUAUCGGAUCUCGCGAACCAAUGGAAUGUUGGAACUUCAUCGACGAGAAGCUUAAAGCAGACCGACGGAAAAGACCGCGCAUGAGAUACCGUUAUAGUUAG
This is a messenger RNA of Penicillium cosmopolitanum, 1956 nucleotides long. RefSeq lists its product as uncharacterized. The record is from RefSeq and is a predicted model, not a curated record. The coding region runs from base 1 to 1956 and encodes 651 amino acids. Lineage: Eukaryota; Fungi; Ascomycota; Eurotiomycetes; Eurotiales; Aspergillaceae. Gene Ontology annotation, cellular component: mitochondrion. The transcript has 3 exons.